This is a messenger RNA of Prunus armeniaca (apricot), 2076 nucleotides long. The record is from the annotation of a GenBank genome assembly. NCBI's taxonomy places the organism in Eukaryota, Viridiplantae, Streptophyta, Magnoliopsida, Rosales, Rosaceae.
AUGGAGAAUGAGUCGUCGGCUGGCGAAGGAGGAGCUCCUUUUGAUCAGUUUAACUUCACUUUUGGCGACGACGAUGAUGAUGAUGAUCACUUUGUCACCAAUCACAACAUGCAAAUGCCUUCAAACCAGAAGAAUAAGGCUGCGGAACAUGUUGAUCUAGGAUCAUCAAGUAGUGGAAGCUCUCAGCCUUUGAAUUGGGCCAGGUCGAGGGAGAGCGUAACAGUGUCAGCCUUCACUCCUUUUAGCGGACUAUCAGAUCCUCUCCAUGAACAACCUGCAAACUUGGCAUCAAUGGGGGCUUCAUCUUCAACUCCAUUAUUAGUUGAGACGCCGCAAAGCCACCGUCACAUAACAAUUGAAGAACUCAGUCCCGCAUUGCAAAGUAAUGAGUCUCAACCAAAUCCGGAAAAGACAGGCCCUUCAGUUUCUAACGUUCCGUCACCUGAAACAGCCUUUAAUCCUGAACUUGAAGGAGCAUCACAACCGCAUCCUCCAAGAAUGGAUUAUCUCGAGCCCGGAUCAUCAGCUGGAAAUAACUGGUUCAGUCUAAAUCAAGCAAAUUCCACCCAAAUUUUCAUGCCGGCUGUAGGGUUUACAAGCUAUCAGUACUCUAACCCUCCACUUAUGUUUGCUCAAAACGACAGGGAAACAAUACCGUUUUACAUCAAUUUGCCCAUGCCAAUACAGCCACAUCGUCCAAGACCGAUGCAUAUGGGAGUAACUAUCCGUGAUGGUGUGGUGGAGCCUCACCAUCCAGAACCAGAACCAGAACCAAAUGUAGCAAUUCAGUCACAUCCCCAAAUGGAGCAAGUGCCUCUGUCUCUAACUUUGGGUCACAGUCAAUAUGGCAUAAACACAAUGAUGGCCGGGCUAGGAGUUGCAGAUCAAAGGCCAUCCCAGAGCAACCAGCAGCAAGCCACUUUGUACCCCCAGCAACUCAAUGAUCCUCCAAGGCCUUGGACCCCAUCAGGGUUCUGGACCCAAAAUAAUCAAGUUAUGCCAGCUAAUGGAGCGUGUAACCAACAAUGGACCAACUGCAUACCCUAUGGAGCUGUACAGACAGGGCCCCAAGGACCACAGCAAUUACUGAACCAGCCACAACAGCUGAACCAAGUGCAGCCACCAAAUACUUUUGGUUCACAACAAUGUCAUCACCCUAGGCGACCUGCAGGGCUUUCUGCACCUCUUUGGCCUCCUAAGCAUACCAAGAGCCAGAAUGUGCUGACUCCCUGGAUCCUGGAGUCUUCGUUUGCUGCAAGGGUCCAGUCUUUGCCUGAAACACAAGAUAAUCACACCCAGGCGGUGCCACCACACCAUUCUAAUUCUAUAAAACCUGAUCCUUUAAUGCAGUCUGGGCUGGGGCAAGUAUCAGAUCAUCAGGAACAACCUAACCAAGAUUCAAGGGCAUCUAAUGUAGCUUAUCCACAGCUACACAACUCCAUAGUUAGUGGACCUAUCAUCGCAUCUGGGCCUCAGGGAAUGGGUGGUCAACAGAAAAACCCUGACCAUGUGCAGAUGAUACCUGAUGUUGUAGCUGAUAUAAGGUCAAGGCCUUCUGUGCUAUCUAACAUAGCUGAUCCUCAGAAUCACAGCUCUGGGCUCUCAAGAGCUCCUAUGCCAUUUAGGUUUUCUCCUGUCCAACUUGAUGACAUACUGAAUCAAUCUACUAUUCCAAGUGAUAGCAGUUCUCAGAGGAGUGUUCAAUUCCGAAACUCCCAAACUGAACAAGUAAGAGUCUUCCUCUCCUCACUCGAUGAUUUUCGAAAGUUCAAAGUGGGGACACCAGAACAAGAAGACUACGUUGUCAAACGACGUGGCAAACAACUUCUAUUAGGAGAGUCAUCGUCGAUGGCCAAACGCUCCAAGAGGAAUUCAGCAGCUUCUAGUAGAACAGAAGUCAACAGGAGUACUUUUGAAUCUCAAGAAAAAGAAAUGGAUAUGUUGUCUAACCUUUUCUCUCCUGCUAAUGCAAGGGAAGUGAAAAAUAGUCUUUAUGAUCCAGCGUUUGAGGCAAUCGGCCAGCCUAUUGACCCCCAUCUUCGAAUGUUUCAAGCAAGCAAGCAAUUCCUCCAAUGA